AUGGCUCCUUUUUCCCCUGCUAGUGGAAGUGGUGGCGGUAGUGGUAGUGGUAAAAUACCGCCUACAGGACCCAAGAUACCUCCAUCAGGACCUAAAGCCUUAAGAAAAACUACUUCCAAUGGUAUCAUACCGACUGGACCAUCAGCUCUCAAAUCUUCCUCUUCUUCUUUAGGGCUUUCCAAUGGUGUUAGUGGUGUAAGACAAGAUAAAGUGUCUAUCACUUUCCCACAAACGCAAAUAUCAAAUCAAACCCAAGCACAACCACAAUCACAAGCUGGACCUUCAAGAAUUAGACAAUCACCUAUAUCCAUACCAUUUUCGUCUACUUCCACAUCUACGAUUAGAUCGAAUACUGUUGGAUCUGGAAUCGCACAUCCAUCAUCGUCUUCGUCCUCGUCCUCGUAUUCAGCUUUAUCAAAUACCAAUAUAUUCGGUAAUGGUAAAAGCACGAAUAACGGAUCAUCAAAAUCACACACGACAGAACCAAGUGUGAAUAAAAAACCAAUCCCAUCAGGUCCAUCAUUGUUAUCAUCUCCUUCUACUUCCUCUUUCCCUCCUUCUUCUUCAUCAUCAUUAUUGACAAAUACGCAUACACCAAGACGAGUACCUACUUCACCAAAGAAAAGAUUGAUCAAAACACUUGUAUCGGUCGAUCCACAAAACCCUCAAAGUCAAAGUCAUAAUCACAGUCAAGACAACUCUGACAAAUCGUAUAUAUCUAAUUUCCUGCCUACGGAUGAAGCUUCAAGAGUGAAAGUCUCAAUCUCGUUCGGUGCGUCAUCUUCCAGUGUCAACAACAAUGCGAAUAUGAAGAAUGGUACAAAUGGGUUUAUCAGACCUAAACCACCACAUUUAGAUAUGACUAAAGAUAAAUUGAAACACAGUUUACCGUUUGAUCAAUUGACACCACCAUUACCGACGCCCCCUCCUCCACCACCUCCAGAUGGUAGACCACCGACACCACCUUUGGGAAGACCACCGACACCACCGUUCAAUAGUAGACCACCAACUCCACCACCUCCAGAAGAACAACUACCUCCUCCUCCACCUUCACCUCCAUUUCAAGCUCCUUCACCUCUACCGACACCUCCACCUCAAUCGUCCAGACCACCUUCAGCACCCGGAUCAUUUUACUCUUCUCGAGUACCUUCACCUCCAAGUAGUAUAGGUAGACCACCAUCACCACCACCUAUCGAACCCCCUUCACCUCCACCACCAGCACCUCCAUCUCCAGGUCCUUCAAUACCCGCCCCACCUUCAUUUCACUUCAGAGAUCUAUCAAUACGGCGAAGAACCCCAUCUGAUGAAGACGAAGAUGAAGAUGAAGAUUUAGUGAUGGAACCUCAAGACUCUACACCUCCUCCUCCACCGGAAGAACCAUCCAAAGCACCAACCCCUCCAUAUGUUCCUCCACCUUAUACCCCUCCAGCAUGUGUGAAUCCAAGACCUGGAAUAGGAAGCUUCCUUAUUGUCAAGGGGAAACAAAGAUUUGACGGUAUAGAAAAUGGUGAACCAGUGGAAAUCUCAGAUCCUAGAAAAGCUAUCCAUAAAGAUCAGUUAGAGAAAGGCAGGGGAACUAUGAAAUGCCGAAAUGGAUUUUACGAGGUCGAGUAUGACUGGGAUGAGUAUUCAACCGGUCCUAAGCCUCCCCCUCCACCAACUGCGGUUCUCAUUACAGGAUUGAGUCCCCUGACUACGACUGAUCAGAUUAGCAAGUUCUUCCGACCGUAUGGCAGGAUCAAAGAUAUAGAUGCUAAGAUGGAUACGAAAUCAGGGAUGCAGUUAGGAAUAUGUUGGGUGAAAUUUGAUGGACCACCUCAUGGCAGACCUGGUACUGCUCAUGAUGUCGCUUGUCAAGUUGUUCGAGUAUGCGAUGGACAAAGAAUCAGCUUGACGGGAAAUGAAAAGAUCAAGAUUGUCUUGGAUGGAAGAGGAAUUAGGACUCAGAAAGCGGUAAAAGAGGAAAUGGAGAAAAGAUAUCCACCUAAACCAAAGGUCAUUCCUAUUCCAACUUCCAAGCCUACAUUCCCCUUAUCCACACCAUCACUUGUACCUGCUGCAGUAGGAACGAGUACACCUUCUUCAGCAGGUGCACAAACUCCAAGAGCAGAAAGUGGAAUAUCGAGAAUACAACCACCUAUUCCUAAACCUCUGACUGGAUCAUUCCCUUCUCGAGCAUAUCGACCUUCGCCAUCAGUCUCAUACCAUAAUCCUAGAUAUUCAUCGUUACCUAAUCGACCCGGACUUCCCUCUCGUCCCAUACCAGUCUCCUUACCGAGUCGACCUAUGGGUUUACCCGCUCGACCAGAUACUUCAGUCCAACAUCUAGCUUCCUCAUUCACUGCAGCUCCAUUCACUCGUCAUGUUGAUCAAACAUACCAGGAUCAACGACGAUACGAUUAUGCCGAUAGUUACACUCCGAAUCAAAGACGACGUUCUCGAUCAAGAUCACGUUCUUACGCAUCAUCGUAUUCUUCCGAUUACUCAUCAGAUAGCGAUGAUUAUCGACCAGCAUAUAAAUCUCGCGAAAGAUCACCUUAUGGACGAAGGAGAGUUGCGGGAGGAAGAGUUGCCCCUCAAACUACUAAAGAAGAUGAAAAAGCCGCUGAAAAGAUCAAAGAAGCUUUGACAGCUAAUGGUAAAGCUCACGUCUACAUUGAUGCGAAAUCAUUACCCCCAACGGAAACAUAUGUUGCUCAUCUGAAAGAUCAUUUCAAGACUUUUAAACCUUCUCAAAUUCUGCAUAAUCAUACUGGAUGGUAUAUCCUCUUUUCCGAUUCUUCUUCUGCACACCGAGCUCGGAGCGUACUUGACAAUACCAGCAUCCAUGGUCAUCGCCUUUCUUUGAUUGCCAAAAUGCCCUCUUCAGCGUCAGCAAUUAUGGCAACUAAGAAGCCGGGAGAAGAAGACUCUGCUCCAGCUGUUGGAAGCGGCAUUGCUCAAAAAGGAGAUUGGAGACUGUUGACUUUCACCAAGAAAAACAGACCUGCACCCAUACCUACCAAGCCAAAGGCUGAUAGAGUCAAGAUUGACAAGAUCAAGAAGCAGGUGAUUGAAUCCGAUGGAAGUAGUGACGACGAUGUUCUGCCGAUCAAACCGAAGAAGAGGUUACCUUCCUUUUCCAGUGCUUCCUCCUUAUCUGAUGACGAAUCCAUCAUAAAUCCCAAAUCAAAAGCUCUGCACGAAGAAAAGCAUAUGGAUAUGGAUAUCGACGAGGAUUCUGUCCUUCCUACAAAGGAUUCUGUCUCCGUGACCAUCGAUACCGCAAAAGACGAAACACCUGUUGGAAAAGCAAAGAAACGACCUGCUGCAAAAGCUAAAGUGACGAAGAAGAAUAAGAAAGCUCGUUUGGACUCACCUGUUCCCUCGAUCGAGCCAACCAUCGAAAUUCUCCCUCCUCCCGAACCUGAAGUCGCCGAAAUAAUUCUUGAAGAUAAGGCCGAACCUGAACCUACUGCCAAGAAAGUUACAGGGAAGAAGAAAGGACCUAAAUCUGAAUUUGAUAAAUUCAUUGUUUCGACCGUUCAAGACGAAGAAGACGCUUAUUGGCUUGGUAAAGCUUUAGCUGCUGCCAAAGAGGGUGUCGAACCCAUCUUCAACGAAGAUUCAGAAGAAUUGAUGUUGGAUGAGGAACAUCCUCUCUAUCAUACAUCAGGGUCAUGGCGAGCCGAAGGAUUUAAAAAGAUCCCACAAAUUUCCAAAUCGACUUAUCUACCACAACGUAAUAAAGCCACAGCAGCAGUUGAAGAUACGUCAAUAGGAGUGACCACUGGACGUACAGCUAGAUUAGCCGGUAGAGACCAAAACAGACAGACUGCAACUGUUUCUGCAACAGAUUCCGAGCUAUUCGCCUUCAACCAAUUACGUAUACGUAAGAAGCAAUUGAGAUUCGCGAGAUCCGCUAUAGAAGGUUACGGUUUAUACGCGAUGGAAACUAUUCAUCAAGGUGAAAUGGUUUGUGAAUAUGUUGGAGAACUUUGUAGAGCUGCAAUUGCGGACGUAAGGGAACAAAGAUAUCUAAAACAAGGUAUCGGAAGUAGUUAUCUUUUCAGAAUCGAUAAUGAUAUUGUCUGUGAUGCUACUUUUAGAGGUAGUGUGAGUCGUUUGAUCAAUCAUUCAUGCGAUCCUUCUGCGAAUGCGAAGAUCAUCAAAGUCAAUGGUCAAUCAAAGAUCGUUAUAUACGCGGAGAAAACACUGCAUCCAGGAGAAGAGAUCCUAUACGAUUAUAAAUUCCCUCUCGAAUCUGAUCCCUCACUUCGAGUACCGUGUUUGUGUGGAGCUGCAACUUGUAGAGGAUGGUUGAAUUGA
This is a messenger RNA of Kwoniella shivajii, 4308 nucleotides long. RefSeq lists its product as uncharacterized. The coding region runs from base 1 to 4308 and encodes 1435 amino acids. Gene Ontology annotation, molecular function: RNA binding; protein binding; histone H3K4 methyltransferase activity. Gene Ontology annotation, cellular component: Set1C/COMPASS complex. Lineage: Eukaryota; Fungi; Basidiomycota; Tremellomycetes; Tremellales; Cryptococcaceae. The record is from RefSeq and is a predicted model, not a curated record. The transcript has 6 exons.